This is a messenger RNA of Procambarus clarkii (red swamp crayfish), 1780 nucleotides long. RefSeq names its product biogenesis of lysosome-related organelles complex 1 subunit 2 (gene Blos2). Gene Ontology annotation, cellular component: BLOC-1 complex; gamma-tubulin complex; BORC complex. Lineage: Eukaryota; Metazoa; Arthropoda; Malacostraca; Decapoda; Cambaridae. Gene Ontology annotation, biological process: endosomal transport; lysosome localization. The record is from RefSeq and is a predicted model, not a curated record. Gene Ontology annotation, molecular function: gamma-tubulin binding.
GUUUACAAACAAGACCCGAAGACUGAGGGUGAAGAGGGUGGCUCCAGCCUCAGUUUUCUUUGUAAAAAAAAUAUAAAGGUAUCAAAGGAUUUCAGGAUAUCUAGACAAAACUGUGAAAGAUAAUGGAUGUUAACAAGAAAGGCGACAUGAUUCAGCCUCCUGCAAACAACCGCACACAGCAAGACACACUGUCAAAGGGGCCUCUAGAUGAGGAGGAAAGGCUGAGUGACUUUGGGUCACCCAAACAUGGACCAACACUCUCAACCAGCACUAGCAGUUUUGAAGCUCUUGAUCCUCAUGAUCCUAACCUUAGCCAUCUGGCAUCAUUAAUGUUUUCACACACAUCUAAUUAUCUGCAGGGUGAGUUGUCUGCAGUCUUAGAGGACUAUACUCUGCUAGAACAAAUGAACAAGUCAACCAUUACUAAAUAUGCAGAUAUGCGUCAAAUUGGUGGAAGUGUAAGUAGGGCUCUUAAGGAUCUCAAUGAAAAAUACUUGGCUUUACAGCCAUACCUAGAACAGAUUGACCAGAUUGAAGACAGUGUUACAAAACUGGAAGCUGCUGCAUAUAAACUGGAUGCUUAUUCUAAGAGAUUAGAAACAAAAUUCAAAAGUUUGGAAAAGAAGUAAAGUUAAUAUAAUUUAUUAAAAUUGAUUUAAAGUUAUUAGUUUGAGAAUAUUGUUUUUAUGUGACAGUCACCUUAUAUUGUACUGUACAGUAAUAAUAAUAAAAAACAUACUACAGUAAUUCAAUAUCUAAAUUAAUAGCAUUACAUAGUUAUGAAAAUAUAGGUACAGUAGUUACAUCUGAAUUAUAUUGCUGGAUUUAUUGAGGAAAGAGAACCUACAAUCCUACAAUAAGUUUGUUUUAAUUCUGGUUCAUUUAGAGCUGUGCAGUUUAAAUUUUGAAUAGAUGGACCCAAAUAGUUUUAGUGGGGUUUUGUGCUAUGCAUAUAACUGAGCUUAUUGUAAAUAGGGCUUUGAAAAAAUUCCAAGGUAUUUUCUGGCCCAACCCUUAUUUGCACCCUGGGCCCAAGACCUGUUUCACCCAGAAGUCUGUCAAACAUGCCAGGGCUCUGUUAACUUUAACCUCUACUUUAACAAAUAUUUUUGCUAAUUGUCUUGUCAUUUAAUUUAGUGAAGUACUGUAAGACCAUGGAGAUUUCUCAAUCCAGCACUGAGCAACCACUCAAUAUUACAAAAGAGCAAAUUAGUAUACAGUACUCAAGUUCCUCUGUGAGUGAUACAUAAAUUCAUCUGGAAAGCUCAGUACAGUGUUAUUCUGCUAAUUACUGGUUAGUCAUCCUGGCCACUACCCCCUACCACCACCAUUAUAUGGCAGCAUCUUAUUGGACAACAGGGUCACCGAGCCACCAGCCAUCACAUUAACCCAAAGCAAAACCUCGGCAGCCUCGGAGAAGCCAGGAUAAAAUAGGUGAGAGUUGGAGCAGUGGCUGGCUCAAAAAAAAAAAGCUUUUAAUGUCACUCAAAGUUUUAUACCUAAUUAACGUCAUGUAAAAAAAUUCUCAUGCCCCGACAUCCUAAAUAUGCCAAUUUGUUUGCUUUACUGUGAAUAUUAAAUACUGUAUCUAAACUAUACUAUACUGUACUGUAGUUACCUAUAAAGCUACAGAAUGUAAAAUAAAGUAGUUUAUGCCCUUCAUCAUUAAGCAUUAUUUUAAAACUGUAUAUCAUUUGCUCAAAUUUUAUAACUAUGUACUGUAUUACCUUUCUUCUCAUAUAUUGUUAAUGAUUGCCCCCAAUAAACUAAAAACAAUUCA